AGAUCGCUCACCUUCACAAAGCUUCUCCCAGGACUUCGCUGCCGCCGCCCUAAGGGUUCCUGUGAUCUUGGCUUGAGAGAAAGGUGGACUGUCAUGGCAUCUAUCUGGGUUGGACCUCGAGGAACCAUAAAAGAUUACCCAGGCUUUAGCCCGUCGGUGGAUGCCGAAGCUAUCCGGAAAGCGAUCAGAGGACUUGGAACUGACGAGAAGACCCUCAUCAACAUUCUGACGGAGAGGUCGAACGCGCAGCGGCAGCUGAUUGUCAAGCAGUACCAAGCGGCGUAUGAACAGGAGCUGAAAGAUGACUUGAAGAGUGAUCUCUCUGGCCACUUUGAGCACGUCAUGGUGGCUCUUGUUACUGCACCGGCCGUGUUUGAUGCGAAGCAACUGAAGAAAUCCAUGAAGGGCACUGGCACAGAUGAAGAUGCCCUGAUUGAAAUCCUAACAACCAGGACAAGCAGGCAGAUGAAGGAGAUCUCACAGGCCUAUUAUACAGUGUAUAAGAAGAGUCUUGGAGAUGACAUUAGUUCUGAAACAUCUGGAGACUUCCGGAAAGCUCUGCUGACUUUGGCAGAUGGUAGAAGAGAUGAAAGCCUCAAAGUGGAUGAACAUCUGGCCAAAAAAGAUGCUCAGAUCCUCUAUAAUGCUGGUGAGAAAAAAUGGGGCACAGAUGAAGACAAAUUCACCGAGAUCCUGUGUCUACGGAGCUUUCCGCAGUUGAAACUAACAUUUGAUGAGUACAGAAAUAUUAGCCAGAAGGACAUUGAGGACAGCAUUAAAGGAGAAUUAUCUGGGCAUUUUGAAGACCUGCUGCUGGCCAUAGUUCAUUGUACAAGGAACACUCCAGCUUUUUUGGCAGAAAGACUUCAUCAGGCUUUGAAGGGUGCUGGAACAGAUGAAUUUACUCUGAACAGAAUAAUGGUUUCCAGAUCAGAGAUUGACAUUUUGGACAUCAGACAUGAGUUCAAGAAGCACUAUGGCUACUCUCUAUACUCGGCAAUCCAAUCAGAUACUUCUGGAGACUACAGAACAGUGCUCUUGAAGAUCUGCGGAGAAGAUGAUUGAAGAAGAUGGCGUCCAACUGCUGCCUACCUGAUGGUGGACCUCCUCAACAGCUCUGCUCACUGCUUUCAUACAGCACUCCAAAGUGCAAGCACAUGCAAGACAGCAACCUGUCUGCCUGAUAGGCAUUGGCAUCAUUCAGUGCAUCAUCAAAAAUGAACUUGAUUUCAUUUUAGAGCGUCUCAUUCAUAAUGUAGAGGUUUAUAAGGGAAAUGAUAUCUACAAUUUAAAACCUACUAAUGAUUUUCUAUUUGGCUUAGGAAGUUGGAAUCUGUGUAGUUCAAAACCAUUAAACAUAAAUCAGGAUGCUAAAAAUGGCUGCCUUUGCUAACUGUAAUUUGUGUAUUCGUUUUCAGUAUCUACUAAUACUGUAUGUUGCCUGGUCCCAAAAAAAUAUUUCAAAAUAUAUUUGUUGUAAAUGCUG
Messenger RNA from Arvicanthis niloticus (Nile rat), 1486 nucleotides. Lineage: Eukaryota; Metazoa; Chordata; Mammalia; Rodentia; Muridae. The record is from RefSeq and is a predicted model, not a curated record.